AUGAUUGAUGGUUAUUGGCAAUGUCGUGUCUCACCAGAGAGUUCAAAGUACCUCAACUUCAGCGAUGGUCGUCGUAUGUGGUCCUGGGUUGUACUACCGCAAGGUCUCUCCUCGUCUCCUAGCGUAUUCAAUCAAGCGAUCGCAGCCAUCUUACAAGAAGACAAUGACAACUCACAGUUCAACUACUUUGACAACAU
This is a messenger RNA of Acytostelium subglobosum LB1, 197 nucleotides long. RefSeq lists its product as hypothetical. The annotation marks the transcript as partial. The transcript has a single exon. The record is from RefSeq and is a predicted model, not a curated record. Lineage: Eukaryota; Evosea; Eumycetozoa; Acytosteliales; Acytosteliaceae.